Molecule: messenger RNA, 2961 nt
Organism: Oryzias melastigma (Indian medaka)
Lineage: Eukaryota; Metazoa; Chordata; Actinopteri; Beloniformes; Adrianichthyidae
Gene: ikbkg
Product: inhibitor of nuclear factor kappa B kinase regulatory subunit gamma
Exons: 15
Coding region: 356-2113 (585 amino acids)
Biological process (GO): positive regulation of canonical NF-kappaB signal transduction
Cellular component (GO): nucleus; cytoplasm; IkappaB kinase complex
Molecular function (GO): K63-linked polyubiquitin modification-dependent protein binding
Source: RefSeq, a predicted model, not a curated record
UGAAAGACAAAGCCCAGGGUAAAGUAUUCGAAGAAUUUUCCGAGCUAACAACACUCGCCUCGGCUCGGACAAAACCCCCGCAGUGGAAGUGAAGCGCAGGAAGAAAAGGCCUCUUACACCCAGACAGAAUGUGUUUUUAAACUUCGGCAGUCCAACAGCGUGGAGCUGUGUUUAUGUCAGCCGAGGAGCGAGGCCGUUUUCUCAGCCAUUUACUGCCGCAUUCGCCUAGCUAGCUAAUUAGCUAAAAUAGUCCUUCUGGACUCGUCGAGCUUCCUGUCGCGGGUUUGUCUGGGUGGUCUGUAAACACCCUGGAUGUGUGUUAUUCCGGACUGAAAAAGAGAACAUAAGAGACGGAAUGGUGCAGCCGCAGCCCGAUGGCCCCAUGCAGUGGGACAUGUCAGGAGAGGACAGUGCCGGGGCCCUCAGGGUCCCCCCAGAGCUGGCUGGUCAUGAGGUGGUGUCCAGAUUACUGUGUGACAACCAGCAGCUCAGAGAGGCACUACGGAGAAGCAACCAAGCCCUCCGCCUACGCUGCGAAGAGAUGGAGGGAUGGCAGCAAAGAACCAGAGACGAGCGAGAGUUUUUGAGUUGUCGCUUCCAGGAGGCCAGGGCCCUUGUGGAGAGGCUGGCGCAGGAGAAUCACUCGCUAAGGGUCACAGCGAGCGGGCCGGGCUCCUCCCCUUCUUCCGGUGUGUGCUGCAGCUCAAGUCAGACAGAAGACCAGCAGGGGCGUCCAACUGUAAACGGGCCGACGGAUGGAGCGCAGACUCUUGAUCAGUGGGAGAGGAAAAAAGCAGACGAGACAGAACAGCGCACACAAACCACACCCCCUCGCAGCCUGCCAGUAGAGGGAGCCAACGACUUCCUGCAGCUGCUGAAGAGCCACAAGGAGAAACUGGAGGAAGCCAUGAAAGAACUGAAGAGGAGGAACGAGGAUCUGGAGAGGGACAAAGAGGAGGGAGACAAGGAGAGGGAUCGGAUGCGGCGCUGCAUCGAUCAGCUGAGAUCCAAACUGCUGCACACACAGGCCAGUUCCGGCACCGAGGAGGCGGUUCAGCUCCGCUCUGAGGCUCAGCACUCGUCUGACUGCUCUAGCCUGGCUAAGCUCACAGAGCAGCUUCAGGCCACACAGGGCAGGUAUCGAGAGCUGGAGGAGAAGCUGGAUUACCUGCAGAAGAGCUCGGCUCAGCGCGACAGAACCGAGGCUCUGCUCAAGCAGAAGGAGAAGGACUGCGCUCAGUUGGCCAAAGACUGUGAAGCCCUGAAAGCUCAGGUAACAUCCCUGCUGGGGGAACUACAGGAGAGACAGAGCUGCCUGGAGAAGAGCGAGCACGAGCGCAAAAUGCUGGAGGAGAAGCUUGGCAGUAAGGUGAAGGCGCUGCAGGUGGCAGAGCGGGAGCUGGAGCAGCAGAGGAAGCAGCACCACGUGGCCGUGGACAAGCUGAUGCUGCAGUCGCAGAGCCUGGAGCAGGCGCUGAAGACCGAGAGACACGUGGUCACGGAGGAGAGGAAAAAACUGACCCAGCUGCAGCACGCAUACACAUGUCUGUUCAGAGAUUAUGACACCCAGCUGAAGAACGAGGGAGGAGGUGUUUCCUUGCGCCUGCACGAGGCCGAGACGGCGCUGGCCCUGAAGCAAGACCUGAUUGACAAACUGAAGGAGGAAGUGGAGCAGCUGAAAGGCUCUCUGGAGACGGUGCCUGUCCUCACUGCACAGGCUGAGAUCUACAAAGCAGAUUUCCUUGCAGAGCGAGAAGCCCGCGAGAAACUGAACCAGAAAAAGGAGGAGCUGCAGGACCAGCUGAAUCAUGCCAAGGCAGAAAUCGACAAGCUCAAUUUGGAAGCGGCAUCACGUGCACACAUGGAGCAAAUGAAGCUGAGACACGUAGAUGACUUUUCCACACGGUACCCCCUCAUUGCCGCCCCACAAGGAGUCCUUCCUGGUGCCGGUUUCAACACGGUGCCUGCGGCGCCGUCCUUCCGUCACGUUCCGGUCAGCGAUCCGGGAGCAGUGGGAAAUGAGGAGCUGCCGGAUUUAUGUUGUCCCAAGUGCCAGUACCUGGCCCCAGACAUGGACACGCUGCAGAUACACGUCAUGGAUUGUAUACAGUAACAUGGGUAGCAUGACAAAUACUGUAUAUAUUUAUACAUGUUCUAGUAUAAUAGCAUUGGGUGUAACUGUGUGUCUGUGCUCAGCUGCAGCCCGGAAACGUGUCUGUGAAUUGCACCUUACUCGCUCUCCGCACAGAUGAAAACACCAAAUUUGUUGAGAGUUAGAUCAAUCAGCUCGAUGAAAACAGACCCAAACCAGAAUUAGCAUCUUUGCUCUCAAUAACAGCUCCUUCCAUUCAGAUUGUCAUCCUUUCAUCUAUGAUCCUUUUAUGUUCCCCCUCAUUCCUGCAAACGUUCAUCACUGUUUCCACGAUUCCUCCUUUUCGCCGCUGCCUUUUUUAGCUCAGUUCUUCACCCCAAAGGCACUAAGUAGCUAUCAUUUACCUCCAUCAUUCAUCCAUCAUCACAUCAGUAUUUAUUGGACCUAAUACUGAGCUGACAAAUCAGUGUUAUUUUGCCCAGAGAGAAGAACGGGCGAGAAAAUGUGAAUUAGUAUCUAGUGAGCUUUAAUGUUGGGGAAAAUCCACAUAUGUUUGGUAGUAAAUGUAGACAUCAGCACUAAUCAAAAUGUAUUAUUACAUAUGAGAGAUGGAAUGACUCUUCUUGAAAACGUUCCAUUCUCUGUGUCGUGUGCCUGUGGAAAUGUUGAACUCUGCUGCUGCUUAACUCCCGAGCCUUCCUCAGCUCCUCUUCCUCCCUAGAUCCGUCUUAUCUACACCCAGCUGCUUCUCUAUAUGAAUGUAAGAGUAUUGACGUUUUGUUGCAGUUUCUGUGAAUAUUGUUUGUCAUAAAAGGUCAUUUGAUGCAAAGUUGUUGGGGGUCUAAAUAAAAUAAAUUGGAUUAUUCAAA